Drosophila takahashii is the source of this 354-nucleotide messenger RNA. RefSeq names its product cell death-inducing p53-target protein 1-like. The record is from RefSeq and is a predicted model, not a curated record. NCBI's taxonomy places the organism in Eukaryota, Metazoa, Arthropoda, Insecta, Diptera, Drosophilidae. Gene Ontology annotation, molecular function: zinc ion binding.
AUGAACAAUAUCAGAAUACCGACAAGAGUUCCUUUGGAAAUUGACUAUGAUACGUCGCCACCUUCGUAUCAGGAGGCAAUGGGCUGGAGGACAAAUGGAACGACAGUUGCAGGUGCCUCUGAGGGAGGUGUAAUAAGCCGCACCUCGAUGCACAUGAUCUGUCCGUCGUGUCACGCCGAGAUCAAGACGACCAUGAUCAUUCGACCCUCAAAUAUUACCUACGUGGCCUCGUUGCUAAUUUGCCUGCUCUCCUUCGGACUGGCAAGCUGCCUGAUCCCUUUUUUUUUGAAGGACUUCAAGGAGGUCCAUCACUCGUGCCCCAACUGCCGGGUUUCUCUUGGGAUAAGUGGAUAG